Molecule: messenger RNA, 570 nt
Organism: Dacryopinax primogenitus
Lineage: Eukaryota; Fungi; Basidiomycota; Dacrymycetes; Dacrymycetales; Dacrymycetaceae
Exons: 1
Coding region: 84-422 (112 amino acids)
Source: RefSeq, a predicted model, not a curated record
CCCGGGGCAAACUCGAAGGCUGGGUAUGCAUUCCUCGGGGCAAGUAGACUGAAAGCGUGUUUACGCCACAACCACCUCUGCUUAUGACCCACUGCCAUCCCCCGAAUAUUCCUGAGUCCGGCAAGGUGCCUAGCAACCGGUGUUCGCCCAUGCCGCUAAUGCCGGCAGACCUUCCCCGCCCGAGAGUCCCACAAGUCCCGGUUACCCAUGUCACGCAGGCGUUCGCGCUCUACCCCGAACGGCCGGGAAUGACCUCCAAGUCGAACCUGUUCAAGGACGAGGCACUCCUGGGCACCGAGCUGGACCACACAGUGCAGUCGACGUCAGCUAGUGUGAAGAGCAAGCAGCAGCCGAGGGAGGAGCGGUUCGCUGGGAAGAUGGCGGGCAGGGAGGGGUGGUGCUUCGGCCAGCCUUGCGUUUAGUUGUAUGGCUGUUGUUGGAGGUGCUUAUGGCGUGAAUAGCUGUUCACGAUGCGUUUUGACUUUAUGGACGACCUGCUGGAUAUACGGGGAAUCCGAGGGGACCUACCAGCAUCAUGUUCUCUCACCCUGUGGGCCCUAUGCGUAAUGU